Messenger RNA from Setaria italica (foxtail millet), 2958 nucleotides. Its product is annotated as ent-copalyl diphosphate synthase 1, chloroplastic. NCBI's taxonomy places the organism in Eukaryota, Viridiplantae, Streptophyta, Magnoliopsida, Poales, Poaceae. Gene Ontology annotation, biological process: gibberellin biosynthetic process. Gene Ontology annotation, molecular function: terpene synthase activity; magnesium ion binding. The record is from RefSeq and is a predicted model, not a curated record. Bases 244 to 2739 code for a protein of 831 amino acids. Gene Ontology annotation, cellular component: chloroplast. The transcript is spliced from 15 exons.
UCCAUUCCUCAGCUAUAUAUACACGGCUGGCUGGCUGCUGGCUGCACAUAUCCAUCCUCCCAAUGAACAGUUGCCAUAUAUACUCGCCGAUCCGUCCGCCCUAUUAAUAGCCAGCGUUGGCCUCUAACCUCCUCCAGCCUGCCCAAGCGUCAUCAUCCGUCGUCGCCGGCCGUUUCCCCUUCGGCAUCCUUAUCCUCGCUCGUCGCCCGGCCAGGCCAAGCAUUGCUAGCAGGAGGCCGCGGCAUGAAGCUCCUCCUGCCGCCGGCCGCCGCCGGAUCACCGUCCCUUGCGAAAGGUCCAUGCCGUAUCUGGGGCAAAGCUGGUGGAGCAACGGGGCCCCGCGGCACGCGCGUCGCCCGCUGGAGGGCGCAGGCCCGGACCACGACAGCGCAGCCCGACAACGUAUCCACACCUGCUCCUGCUGCUGCUGCCGCUAAAGUACCUGCAGUGUUCCAAACCACCCGCAUCGAAAGUGAUGCUGAAAUCACAAAAUGGCCUGGGAAACCACAGGAUCUUGGUGACUACCAAUUGAUCCCUGAGGCUGAUGGGGCGGGCUUGCAGCCACUCAUCGAUCAAGUGAGGGCAAUGCUAAGAUCAAUGAAUGAUGGGGAAAUCAGCGUCUCGGCGUAUGACACUGCGUGGGUUGCACUUGUGCCGAAGCUGGACGGCGAGGGCCCCCAGUUCCCGGCCACCGUGCGUUGGAUCGUCGACAACCAGCUGCCUGACGGCUCCUGGGGCGAUCCGGCCUUGUUCUCUGCCUAUGACCGUAUGACAAACACCCUUGCCUGUGUCGUUGCACUGACGAAAUGGUCUCUUGAGCCUGAAAAAUGCAAGACAGGGCUAUCUUUUCUCCAUGAGAACAUGUGGAGGUUAGCAGAUGAAGAGCAAGAGUCAAUGCCCAUCGGCUUCGAAAUUGCAUUCCCUUCUCUCAUUCAGAUAUCUAGGAGCUUGGGCAUUGACUUUCCAUAUGAUCACCCGGCUUUACAGAGCAUAUAUUCUAACAGGGAAAUCAAGCUGAAGAGGAUCCCAAAGGACAUGAUGCAUAGAGUUCCUACAUCAAUUCUGCAUAGCCUUGAAGGAAUGUCUGAUCUGGAUUGGGCAAAGCUUCUAAAUCUCCAAUCAAGUGAUGGAUCCUUCUUGUAUUCUCCUUCGGCUACUGCAUAUGCACUUAUGCAAACUGGUGACAAGAAGUGCUUUGAAUAUAUUGAUAGGAUAGUCAAAAAGUUCAAUGGAGGAGUCCCUAAUGUUUACCCAGUCGAUCUUUUUGAGCACAUAUGGGUCGUUGAUCGGUUAGAGCGACUCGGGAUCUCCCGUUACUUCCAACGAGAGAUUAAACAAUGCAUGGACUAUGUGAACAGGCACUGGACUGAAGAAGGGAUUUGCUGGGCUAGAAACUCUAAUGUAAAAGAUGUGGAUGACACGGCUAUGGCUUUUCGACUACUACGGCUACAUGGAUACAACGUCUCCCCAAGUGUAUUUAAGAAUUUUGAGAAGGACGGAGAGUUCUUUUGUUUUGUGGGGCAAUCAACCCAAGCUGUCACUGGGAUGUACAACCUCAACAGAGCCUCUCAGAUAGGUUUUCAAGGGGAGGAUGUAUUGCACCGUGCUAGGAUCUUCUCAUAUGAAUUUCUCAGACAAAGAGAAGCCCAGGGCAUGCUCCAUGAUAAAUGGAUCAUUGCAAAGGAUCUCGCUGGCGAGGUACAAUAUGCAUUAGACUUUCCUUGGUAUGCAAGCUUGCCUCGUGUAGAGGCAAGAACCUAUCUAGAUCAAUAUGGUGGUAAAGAUGAUGUUUGGAUUGGAAAGACUCUCUACAGAAUGCCUCUUGUGAAUAACGACGUAUAUUUGGAGUUGGCGAGAAUGGAUUUCAACCAAUGCCAAGUUCUACAUCAACUUGAGUGUCACGGGCUUCAAAUGUGGUACAAUGAGAAUCUCCUUGAGACUUUUGGAGUGGCACCACAAGAAGUUUUGAGAUCUUAUUUUUUAGCAGCAUCUUGCAUUUUUGAACCAAGCCGUGCUGCUGAGCGUCUCUCAUGGGCUAGAACAACAUUGCUUGCCAAUGCUAUUUCUACACAUGUUCAUAACAUUUUGUCAGACAAGAAAAGAUUGGAAUGCUUCGUGCAUUGCCUCUAUGAAGAAAGUGGUAAAUCAUGGAUUAAAACAAAUCCUCGUGAUGCUAUUCUUGAGAGGGCGCUUCGGCAACUUAUUGACUUAUCGGCACAAGAAGCACAGCCAAUUCACGAAGGACAAAGGUUCAUACGCAGUCUCCUGAGUCUUGCAUGGACCGAAUGGAUGAUGCAAAGGACAAACAAAGAAGACAACAGAUCCAGUGUUAUAGAACCUCGAUCCAUGAUACAUGAUAGGCAAACUUAUUUGCUUCUAGUUCAGAGUAUUGAGAUUUGUGCUGGCCGAAUUGGUGAAGCUGUGUCUGUGAUAAACAACAAGGAAAGUGAUCGGUUUAUUCAACUCGCAUGCACUAUUUCUGACAGUCUUAACCACAAGGUGUUACUAUUCCAGGAUACCGAGAAGAAUGAAGUAACAAUAGAUUGCAUUGACAAGGAAAUCCAGUUGAAUAUGCAAGAGCUUGCUCAAUCUUUCCUCCUGAGAUUGGAUGAGAAAACCAAUAAGAGCAAGACCAAGCAAACCUUAUGGGGUGUUCUGAGAAGCUCUUACUAUGCUAGUCAUUGCCCACAGCAUGUGAUCGAUAGGCAUGUUUCGGAGGUUAUCUUUGAGCCUGUUUAGAAAAGGUUUAAUUGUUGGCCAUUUGUAGGUCUAGUUGUAAACAUGUGUACAUAAAGAAAAGGCUGUAAAUAGUAAUAGUAGGGAUACUUGGAAUUGUAAGUUGGUAGAGCUAUAAAAUUGAAAUUAGAGUAUCUGUAAGAUUUAGAAUGUUCCUGUAUAAGUAAUUAUAUAGUGAAUAGAGGUUUUCAUUCGAAUAAAAGUUUUGUAUGGCAAAUGUCA